ACACACGUUCCACUCGCUCUCUCUCUCUCUCCCUGUAUUUCUCUUUUCGCUCUGAAAAUAGCUAGUCACUUCCCCCGCGCUUCUCUCUCAGUCGCAGUUCAAUCUUACGGCGCCAUUUCGGGUUAGUCUAAGCUUACGGUCUGCCCAAGGAAGACACACGACACAGGCAGUCAAGGUUUAUCGUGUAAAAUAAGAGUUUGUCGAGUGGCGCGAGCGCAGGGCCACCAAUUCUAUAAACGCCCGCACCUGCGCCACUAGCGGCUUGCCCUCAAUUCUCUUCGCGCAGAAGGAGCCGCAAGCGCGACCACGACGAUACGUGGCUGUGUAGCUUCCAGGUAUUCUGGGGACGCUCCAAAUUUACGCCACGCUAAUUAUACGCAGACUCGCUCUGUCGCGGGAAAGUUUUAGAGCAGCUACCUCAGUCGAGAGUCGUCGUCCUAAGCGUCGCGGAACAGCGCGGGCCGCUCGGAGCUUCGUCAUCGCGAAAGAAAGUACACCUGCCGAGGGUGCUUCGACAAAGGAGGCGCUAUAAGCGACAAAUACUCCCGUCGCCAUCUGCUUCCGACGGCUACUCGCACGAUGCGCCAGCGAGCAAGUCGUAGCAGCUAGUUAGAGCGGCAUGUACAAGCGCAACGAUGAGCCAUCGUCAGCUAAUGCCCGAAGUACGCCCGGAAGACCCUGGUCGGUGCGCGCUGAAUUCACGAUCCACCGUGGCGAGACCGAAUCGCCGCUCGAAGCGCCAAGUCGAACUGCGACCAUUGCACCCGCCACCGAGUCGUCGGCAGUUAGGAUGACGUACAGCUUCACACCGAGUCAGCCGCCGGACCCGGCACCGACGCCGAGCUACGGCUUUCAACGCGGCAACAUAACCUUCACGUCAGUCCCGCCGCAGAGGUCGACGAUGCCUGCCAGGUCGAAUACCUUACCACGAACGACGUACCCGCACCGCGUUCAGCACGAGCAGCACGUCUCCAGACCUGUGGAUUCGGGUUACGCGAGCGAGCAGCAAGUCUCGAGGGAAGUCAGCGACAAGCGAUGUCGCAGUACCUACAGCAUCGUACUGUCCAGCGCCAAGCGCGCUAAUCUUGCUUAUCCGAGACCCUGGACUAAUUACUGCCAGCAGCAUCAGUCGACUUACGGACAACAGCAGUAUUUCCCCGCGCGCUGCCAUUGCGAUGUGUUGCCCGAGCUUCGCGAAGAUCGCCCGAUGGCGGCGGCAAGCGAACCCACGGCCACGAGCAAGGACACCGCUACGCAGACGACCGACAUCGAGGCCAAAAUGUCGCCGGUUGCUGCUAGGAAAAAAGUGGUCAGAAGGAAAACUCCAGCUGUGCUGCAUGGGUCUAAUUACGGGGACGAGAUUAACAAUGACAAUUUUGGUCGGUUUGCAAGACCAGCAGCACCGAUAAGGAGAAGUCCAACACCACCACCACCGGCAGUAGUUCAACCCUCCUCGUCGUCCUCCGACGAAGAGGCUAAUAACACGAAGGAGGACGAUAGUAGCGAGAAACGAAAACGCACCGUGCACAUCGACGUUUAUUGCACAGGCACCGAUGACGACGACGGCGACGAUUCAGUAUCGAGUAGCAAUAGCAACGACAACGACGACGACGACGACAACGCCACGCAAACGACCGUUUUCGAAAGUAGUAACGUGCGUGUUACGCACACCCAAGCGAAUCCUAGUAUACUUCCCCGUGGAUUUCAAGACGAAAAAGCAUUCUUGAAGCGAGCUUCCGAGAGGCGAUGCGAGAGCUUUCGGAAUGUACCAAUGAGAAUGCCAUCGUUAGCCAGUUCCAAAGGGUACGAGAGCGACGAUGUAUUGAGCUCGCUGUAUCCGUCGCAGUUCAGUUCGUACAGUAGACUUCGAGAUUUCGAAUCGUCGAUAGCGUGGUCGGCAGCUUCAUCGAGAUCGGGAAUUACCGACGAGUCAGCGACGUCAUGGAAGGAUACCGAAGUGAGUGUCACACCGUGCGACAGUUUUGAUUACGCAGACUCGUUAGAUAAAGAAAGAAUCAAGAGCAUGGCAAUAGCCAAGAGUUGGAAAUCCCCGUCGAUCGAACGAAAACAUUUGCUACAGGGACAGCUGAUGAAGGAUUAUUUGAAGAGGAAUAAACCCGUUGAUUCCUCAUCGGAAAGUAGUUCAGAUUCAUCGGAUUCCGACGGCAGUGCCGAAGGAGUUGGUUGGAGUUUCGUGUCGAGCGAAGAAAAUUCUAGUAUCGUACGAGGUAAGUUGACUUUACCCAGUACUGCAACAGCGCUGGUCGACAGAACAACGUCGCGAAUGCUGUGCACAUUAGACAAUAACAGCAACAAGUCAGCCGGGAUCAUUGGAGAAGUGAAGACUACUAUUUUUCGCGAUCGUAUUGGUCCUUUUGGUUCAAUAUCGCCAUCACCGACAUUAUCGAAAGUUCAGUCGAGAAUGACUUCACCAUUCACGACUCCUCAAGGUGAACGUACCGAUCACAUUCUUAAAGCCUCGAUAUUCGGAAGAGUAGUGAAUACUUUCAGGAAACCCGGCCAUCACGUGGGACCUGCCAAGAAUCCUUCGUGCUCUUGUGAACACUGCAGGAGGCAUUUCGAAGAGAUUGAAAGUAGGGUCAGGUCGAGGUCGUUAGAUACUAUCGGACGACGUAGGAAAAACAGCAGCUCUAAUCCACCGAGUUUGACGAACUGAUCAAUGCCGGAUGAGAAUUACUUUUAAUUUUUUGUUGAACGCUUGGAGUGAACGGAAUAACUUUUUUUUGAAUGAACAAUGGAAUGUGCGCGGUUAGACGAUACAUAGUGAAAGUUAUUUUGUUUUUUCCAAGUAUUUAUGUAGCUUAAAAUUAGAUUUGGACUUUUAAAACGGCAACACCGUUUGCCCCAAACGCGCUCUGCUCAAAUGCGCUAUUUAUAUAUAUAUAUAUAAAUCAGUAGCGUUCUGACAGAACCGGUCAAGUCGGUUUUUCGCGACUUGAACACGUUCAAGUUUAAAGUUCAAUACGCACGGUUGACACAUAACUUUCGAUAACUCAUAUUGGGUACAAAAUAUGUAUGUUUGACACACUUUUCAAUAUCAUAUUUAAUUUUUUUUAAUGUUACAAAGGCAAAAUUUUUAUAUUUAAAGUUAAUUUAUCUUUGUAUUCUGAGUAAACCGAUUAUGUAUUUUGGUUGAUUUAACUUAAUCUAUAUCAAAGUUUCUUUCGCGUACUCGACUGAUAUUUGAAGAGUAUAUAUAUAUGGUAGGACAUGAUCUAGCACUGGCUAACAAAUUAUAACAUUAAUUACUUUGUAACAGACACAUAUAGACGUUUACUUGAUUUAUCCGAUUAUUAUGCCUAAAACAACUUUUACAAAAUAUACUAUUUAUAUUAUACAUCGUCAUUUUGUAGGUUCUACAACCUCAAUCUUUUAAAUUUUCGAUUUUUGAGUCGAGUUGAUUGGUUUUGCCGGGUGAAUUUUUACGAGAAACGACUUUAUCGGUGCUACCGAAACGGUAUAGACGAUAUAGUUUUGUAAGCUACUCUAAUUCAUUUGUACGAUAUGUACGACAAUUUAUUUAAAAGUUAUUAGAUGUACCGAAUAAGUGUGAAUAAUUGUCGUUUUGCGAGAUGGUACAAACGAAUACGGUGAAAGCUUGGCUAUUUUUAUUACUAAGUCAUUUAGUAAUUUAUGAUAGAUACGUCAUUUUCAUCAAUUACAUUUUACGAAAUCAUUACACGUCAUCAUAUUCAUCAUAUUAAAUGAAAGACUAAAUAAUCACUAAUGGUAAUGUUAAGUACUGUAAAGUGUUAUUGUUUAUUGUUGUAAUUUAUUUACAAAUUUUAUGCAACACGUCUUAUUAUUGUUACGAUAUUGUAAUGUUUACUUGACUUUUUAUGAACAUUUUAAAAAAAUUACUAAACAUUCUG
Molecule: messenger RNA, 3893 nt
Organism: Phymastichus coffea
Lineage: Eukaryota; Metazoa; Arthropoda; Insecta; Hymenoptera; Eulophidae
Exons: 2
Coding region: 620-2677 (685 amino acids)
Source: RefSeq, a predicted model, not a curated record